Molecule: messenger RNA, 1180 nt
Organism: Drosophila montana
Lineage: Eukaryota; Metazoa; Arthropoda; Insecta; Diptera; Drosophilidae
Product: cilia- and flagella-associated protein 36
Exons: 3
Coding region: 4-990 (328 amino acids)
Cellular component (GO): axoneme; ciliary base
Source: RefSeq, a predicted model, not a curated record
AAUAUGGCCUCUGAAGAUUCCUGGGUUUUCGAUUCGCUGGUCUGUUUUCUCCACGGACCCGUCUGGAAUGCGCCGCUGCAGACAUUUAUAGAGCAAAAGUCUCUGGUCUUUGAUCCCAAUUUGCAGCUGGAUGAGGGCAACGAGGAGAUACGGCAAAUCCAUGAGGAAUACAAGAAUCUGGUGGACUUUAUGCUGGGCAGCUUUAUGGAGGAGAUGCACAUAACGCCGGAACAGUUUGAGCUGGCCUGUUUGGAGGGGCGUCAACAGGGUCCCGGCGAGAAUCCCUUCCAGUUCCAUCAGGUGCUCUUUCAGCAGAUCUGGGCCGCCAACGAUGUGAAGAUCUUUAUACGCAUGAUGACGCAACGCAAUGUGGAGCUGCAGCUGCAGGCGCUGGAUCUCAUCGAGAAGCAUCAACUGGCCCACAGUGCUUCAACAGAGCUUGCGGACACGGAUAGCGCAGCUGGCGCGGAGGCCAGGUGGGCAUUUAUUGCGCUCCAUUUCGAAUCAUCAUAUGAAUCCUUUUGCAGCAAUUCGGCGUCCGAUUUAGAUGUGGAUGAACUUAUUGCUAGAACGGUGGCCGAUGAGCUCGAAAGUCCCGAGGCCGCUUUGACGCCCGAGCAGGAGGCCAAUUUGGAGCUGGUCAACGACAAGUUUCAGCGGCUGAAUCUCUUCUUCGAGCGGGAGGAUCAGGUGGAUCCCAAUGAGGUCGUUUCGCGCCAGGAGUAUUUGCGCCAGCAGCGCGACAAAAUAGUUGAGAUCAAGAAGCAAACGCGCGCCAAGCAGCUGCUGGACACCGUCGCACGCAGCACGCCGCAGCAGCUGGAGCCAGGCGCACGACCCAGUUCCGCCCAGGUGGCACAACAGCUGCUCGAGAAUGUCGAACUGGACAAAUUGCCGCCGGCGUCCGUGGAUGAGGCUGACAAUGCGGCGCUGCAGCUGCGACGCACGCUGGCCAAACGGCUGCGAAACGAGGUUGUGGAGCAUAAUUAGACAAGACAUCAAUAUACCCUUGCAGAGGGUAAUAAACCUAUGUUAGCACAUAUUGAAGAGAACUUUCGCGAAUUAUAGAGUAUCAUUUAUAAGCUCAAGUCUACUCAAGUCUUUAUACCCCUGCCCGUCCGUCUGCCUAUAUGAUUCUAUUCUGGUCUCCCAGUUUUGAAAAUAUCCUUAAAUAUUGUAU